AUUUAUAUUUCGGGUUUCGGACUGUAAGGAACUAUAAAAGACAAAAAAAAUCUCAAAUUUGUAUUUUAAAAAUUUCAAAAUUUUAGUAGUGGUACAUUUCUUUGAACAAAUUUAAAAAUAAAAUAACAUCAUGGAGUAUGGAAACGGAAUGCAAUACUGUGGUUAUGGCCAGGGCGGCGAGGGCUAUGAAAUGAACUAUAGCACUAUGGGCCAGGCCCAAGGAUAUAACCAGCAGCAGGGUGGACAGGAGUCUAGUAACCAAAACGGAGCCGCUGCCCUCGGUGGUCCUGGCUAUCGCAGUCCCCUGCGAUACAGCAAGUUGCUUCGCGAGAUGAAUUCCCGAAACGGACUAUAUUCACCCAUGGAUCAGCAGCGAGCAGGUGCCCAUGGAGAUUUCUACAACUCUUUGCCGGGCAUUGGUGGCGCGGAGGGUCAAAUGUACCAGUCGCGUGGCAAUGGAAACUCGUAUUACUGAAGCGGUGAUGUGUCCAAUUCGUUGACAUCAAACUUGCAUUUUGAAAGCGUCGCACUCCAAUAAAACUUUCAUUGAAAUGUCUA
Molecule: messenger RNA, 558 nt
Organism: Drosophila kikkawai
Lineage: Eukaryota; Metazoa; Arthropoda; Insecta; Diptera; Drosophilidae
Source: RefSeq, a predicted model, not a curated record